Molecule: messenger RNA, 1269 nt
Organism: Punica granatum (pomegranate)
Lineage: Eukaryota; Viridiplantae; Streptophyta; Magnoliopsida; Myrtales; Lythraceae
Source: RefSeq, a predicted model, not a curated record
CCCCUCAGAACCCUACAUUGAGGCCUCCCUUGUCCCUCCCACUCCAUCUUCUCCUAUAAGAACCCAUUCCCUUUUACACCACUUCCCUUAGUGUGCUCGUGUGCCCUAAUUGAUCAUUCCACACUUCAUUCAUUAAGCACACGCUUUCUCCUUUCUCUUCUUCCUCCAAUUGUACUUUCCCCCUUUCUCUAAAUUACAUCGAUGGCACCUCCUGGCAACUCAAAUACUGGUUCCGGUACUGGGCAGACUGGGUCGCCCUGCGGUGCUUGCAAGUUCCUGAGGAGGAAGUGCGCAGCAGACUGCAUCUUCGCGCCCUACUUCUGUUCCGAACAGGGACCCGCCCGGUUCGCAGCCAUGCACAAAGUUUUUGGAGCGAGCAACGUCUCAAAAAUGCUCCUCCACAUUCCUGUCCCCGAUCGGGGCGAGGCAGUCGUCACAAUCGCCUAUGAGGCUCAGGCUCGGAUCAGGGAUCCGGUGUACGGAUGUGUCGCGCACAUUUUCGCUCUUCAGCAACAGGUGGCUUAUUUGCAAGCGCAACUGAUGCAAGUGAAGGCUCAAAUGGCCCAUAACCUGAUGACAGAUGCAAGAAAUACACAGAACCAGCAGCUAUGGACGAGCGGGAACAAUAACAUAUGCGGGUCAUUGAACCAAUCCUUGAUGUUCCCUGUUGAUAAUCACACAACGAGUUACAUCAACUCCUCCAAUAAUAUCUCACCGCAGAGCUCGAUUGAGUCAGUCGACCAUAGCAUCGAAGCAUUCAGGAUGCAGGAGAUUGAAAGUCGGGAUCACCAUCAACAUCAACAGGAAUUAUGUAAUAUGAGUUUUCCACAGCAGUUCUCCAAGAAGAGACAGCCUAACUGCGAUCUAGGUGAGCUCCAAGCAGUUGCCCUAAGAAUGAUGAGAAAUUGAGAUACACAAUGCUCGAUUUCAGGAUUUAGAAUAAAACUGGCCACAGCGGACAACUUGGAGCUGGACCGAGAGCGGCAGAUGAUACCUCAGAGCAGAUUCCGAUCCACAACCAUGCGUACCUUUGGGUCCUCGAUCGAUGUGACGAUGAAUUCUGUGCUCAAAUACCAAUGUGUAUAUAAAUUGAGACUCCAGAGGAAACCUAGCAGCCCAGAACAUAUUUCGAUAUGCCUAAGUUGGGAGGACAGCACCCAACCCAAAUUUUCUUAAAAGUCAAAACACUCAAUAGGCAACUUGGAAAUUGUCUACUCUUCCCGAUAGUUAAUUAUCUAUCCAUCAAUCGCUUUUGUCAAAUACGAGGUA